GUAAGUUUGUAAUUUGUAUGGUCUCUCUUGUGCGCUAAAAGUGCACCACAUUUGAGUGCUCCUAAACCUCCUAAACAUAAUAAGAGGUUACUUGUGUUUGCUAUUAAAGUGUAAUAUUAGGAGACUCAAUGGCAAACGAUAGAGAAGUAUUGCGUGAAAUUUGGGACGGAAAAUUACCAAUAUGUUUUCAAUUAGAUCAAGAAGAAAUCAUGGAAAUUCAGCAGCCAGACCCUUUCUAUGUGAUGGUUCCAAGGUUGAGCUACUUCCCUCUAGUAACGGAUAAGAUGAAAAGGCAUUUUCUGCGUUAUAUUUCACAAGAGAAUGCUGACAACGAGAUGUGGCUGGACUACAAUGGUCAGCCACUGAAAUGGCACUACCCAAUAGGCUUCCUGUACGACCUAUAUUGUGGUCAAGAUCCACAACUGCCGUGGGCAUUGACUGUCCAUUUUACUAAAUUCCCUGAAGAUAUUUUAUUACAUUGCCUUAAUAAAGAAGUUGUAGAAGCCCAUUACAUGUCAACAGUGAAAGAGGCAGACGUGCUAAAACACCGUGGGCAAGUUAUGUCUACCAUGCAAAAAAAGGACCACAAUCAGUUAUGGCUUGGAUUACAAAAUGAUAAAUUUGACCAAUUCUGGGCAAUAAAUAGAAGACUGAUGGAGUCCCACGGGGAUACUGAAGGCUUCAAACACAUUCCUGUAAGAUUGUAUUCUGAUGAUGGCAUCUGCAAUCAACGACUAGUCAGCCCAAAGAAUAGCGAUGGCACCAGAAAGGUGUUGCAGCAAAUGAUCUCUGAACUGUACCCUGACAGGUCUGACGUUAAAUUAAGGACACAUGGCAUAACAUUACCAUCAGACACACCCCUUCAAUGGCUAUCAGAACAUAUGAGCUAUCCAGACAACUUCCUACAUUUGUGCUUGUGUUAGGAAAAUACAAAUGACUAUAUUUAUGCGUGAUGCUCUAAUAUUCGUAAAAUACUGUGUAAAAUAAAAUACAUAAGUUAACACAGAUAAUAUAACACUAGUACUAGUUACCUUAUUUCGAGUCCCAAUGAAGAAAUAAAACA
Molecule: messenger RNA, 1063 nt
Organism: Hyposmocoma kahamanoa
Lineage: Eukaryota; Metazoa; Arthropoda; Insecta; Lepidoptera; Cosmopterigidae
Gene: Atg5
Product: autophagy protein 5
Exons: 5
Coding region: 129-923 (264 amino acids)
Biological process (GO): nucleophagy; cellular response to nitrogen starvation; autophagy of mitochondrion
Cellular component (GO): phagophore assembly site membrane; cytoplasm; Atg12-Atg5-Atg16 complex
Source: RefSeq, a predicted model, not a curated record